AAAAAAAGAGGGCAUGCAUGGAAAAUAGGAAGAGGCAAAGGAAUUUGUCAUUUUGCAGAGGUUGCAAAUCCCAAACAUCUCACUAGAGGCCAAACAAAAGGGUAACUGGGUUUUCCAAUUCUUUACCAAAUAUCUCAUUCUUAGCUGUGUCCUAAACAGUGGGCCAUGCACGUGUUUAAGCCCUUCUCAUCCCAUCAUUCACCAUAGCCUUCCCUCAAUUCCCCACCACCCAACCCCUCCUUUAUAACCGAACCUUCCUUCCCUCACACCUUCCCAUCACUCACCACACCAACACACCUCUCCCUCUCUCUUUUCAUCUCGUUGGGGCAUUUCAUCAAACACUUUGCAAGAUGGCCAAAGUGGGAAAACUUACAAAGCUGAAGUCAGCCAUAAAGAGAUGGCCCUCAUUGACCAAGCUCAGCCGCGGCAACAGCUGUGUCUCCUCCCACAAAGAAGCCACCAGAACAUCCUCGUCAUCCAAGGAACAUGCACAUGAACAAGAGCUUCAUGCUGUUUAUGUCGGCAAAUCUAGGAGGCGUUACCUCGUAAACUCCGAAGUGAUCGACCACCCUGUGUUCCAGGAGCUAGUGGAUAGGUCUUCUUCGUCUCAUGAUGAUGGGGUGGUGGUGUCCUGUGAGGUGGUGCUGUUCGAGCACUUGCUGUGGAUGCUUGAGAGCGAAGAGACCCAGUUGGGGUCCAUGGAUGAGCUGGUCGAGUUUUACUCUUGUGCAUGCUGAUCCACAUGAUGGUAUCCAUCGAUGCUGACACUCCUAGUAAUAGCUGACUUCGAUUGUUUCUCUUGUGGUCGCCCAAACAAACCCAAACCAUUGGCCUCACUUUGUGAAUUCAGAUUGAUUCAAUCUUAAUUAUAUAUAUAAAAGUAUUGUUGUUGUGUAAA
This is a messenger RNA of Vigna umbellata (rice bean), 898 nucleotides long. Its product is annotated as auxin-responsive protein SAUR78. Gene Ontology annotation, biological process: response to auxin. The record is from RefSeq and is a predicted model, not a curated record. Lineage: Eukaryota; Viridiplantae; Streptophyta; Magnoliopsida; Fabales; Fabaceae.